This is a messenger RNA of Anopheles maculipalpis, 2086 nucleotides long. RefSeq names its product angiotensin-converting enzyme-like. Lineage: Eukaryota; Metazoa; Arthropoda; Insecta; Diptera; Culicidae. Gene Ontology annotation, biological process: proteolysis. Gene Ontology annotation, cellular component: plasma membrane. Bases 26 to 2086 code for a protein of 686 amino acids. The transcript has 5 exons. Gene Ontology annotation, molecular function: metallopeptidase activity; peptidyl-dipeptidase activity. The record is from RefSeq and is a predicted model, not a curated record.
GUGGCGUAAGAUCGCCGUAUAAAUCAUGGUGCGUGUUUGGUUCUGCUGGACCCUGCUUGGAGUGCUCGUGAGCGGUCAGAUCAGUGAUCUUCGUUACACAGAGACGAGCAAUGAUAACCUGUCAGAGGCGAUUCAGUUUUUGCGUGAGUUUGAUCGUGAAGCAGCUGAAAUGUGCAAUCGUGUAGCAAAUGCGGAAUGGCGCUUCUCAACCAAUGGGACGGAAUUUAACAAGCGCCGCAUGCGUGAACAGCAUAACCUAGCGUCGAAGUUGGAAUGUAUCAGUUGGCGCAGGGCAGUGUCGUUCGACUCGUCACGCAUCGCUGAUACCAGCAUACGGCGUCAGCUGGGACGGAUUGUGCAGCAGGGCCGAUGUGGUUUAGGUGAUGGCAAGUAUGCGGAACUGCAGCAUGUACUGAUGCUACUGAAGGACAACUACAACGGAGCUAAAGUUUGUCCUUUUCGACGGGUCGGAUCGGAAGCUACCGAUUUGGGGACUUUCUCGUCUGCGGCUGGUGCUGGAUAUCCGAGUUCGAACUACGUGUCAGCCUUUACCGGGUACUGUGAUCUAAAGAUUAGUCCCGAUUUGAUGCGCAUCAUGGAGACGAGCCGAUCAGAACCGGAGCUCCGAUACUACUGGGUAGCGUGGAGGGAAAAGACAGGACCUCCGGUGAAAAAUACUUUCAUGCGUUACCUCAACCUAGCGAACCAGGCAGCGGAACAGCACGGGUUUCACGAUGCAGGUGAGCAGAUGCGUUCGGUGUACGAGGAUGGUGACUUUUUCUUCACUGUGAACGAUCUUUGGGGUCAGUUGCAACCACUGUACAAGCAGUUGUUUACGUACGUAAGAAAGGGACUGGUUCGUCACUACGGAGAGCACGUGGUCCGACGGGAUGGUCCACUACCGGCCCAUUUGCUCGGUAAUAUGUGGGCCCAAAAUUGGCGCCAUAUAAUCGACAUCAUUAAGCCAGGUUCUCCCGAAACACCGGACGUAUCCGGUGAGAUGGUCCGGCAAGGUUACACACCGAUGAAGAUAUUUCAAACGGCCGAAGAAUUCUUCACCUCCAUUGGACUUUCGCCGAUGGCACCGGAAUUCUGGCGCAACUCGGUGCUCCAGAAAACUCCCGACGGCCAACAGUGCAGUGCUUCUGCGUGGGAUUUUUGCAAUAAGGUGGACUUUCGCAUCAAACAGUGCACGCAGGUUACGCUGGACGAUUUCAUUGGGGCGCAUCACGAGAUGACUCACAUUCAGUACUACAUGCAGUACGCGAAUCAACCGUUCUUGUAUCGGGAGGGUCCUAAUCCGGCGUUUCAUGAAGCACUGGCUAAUGCUAUUACGUUGAGUGUUGGUGGUCCGGCUCAUCUUCAGAAGAUCGGUCUGUUGAACAGUCCAGUAACGGUUACGAAUGGAAAUUCGAUCGUUAACAUCGAAUAUCUGCUAAACUUGGCGCUGGAUAAGCUACCGUUCAUGGCGUUCAGUUUGGCACUGGAAAAGUGGCGUUGGUACGUUUUCGAGAAGGGCCCAGUAGGGAUGAAUGCACGCUGGUGGGAAUUACGUCUUCGCUACCAAGGAGUGAUUCCUCCAACAGGUCGAGGUUUCGAACAUUUCGAUGCCGGCGCUAAAUACCACGUAAUAUCGGACCAGGAUUACAUCAAAUACUUUGUGGCCACGGUGCUUCAGUUUCAGAUCUAUUCCGAGCUGUGUCAGGCGGCACAACAUUACGGUCCACUGCAUACAUGUGACAUCUAUCGAUCGCGUGAAGCUGGUCGGAUUUUAAGUGACGUCAUGCAACAAGGCGCAUCCUUAUCAUCAGCACAGUUGAUCAAGCUGCUUACGCGUGGCAAAACUUCCCGUAUUUCCGUUGAUCCACUGUUGGAGUUUUUCCGACCACUAGAAGCAUGGCUUGAGGUUCAAAAUCGUGAAGAGCAGAUUAUAGGCUGGAGCUCAACGAUGGAAGAUGUUGCGCUCUUCCAGCCUUUAUUGGGAAGAAAUGGACAGACCGUCAAAACGCCAAACAUUGCAUUACUUAGCCUGUUGGCAGGAUUUACAAUUUGGCGAUUUGCUUUACAUAUUAGUAUGGUAACAUAA